GUCAUGGUAAUGCGCGCAGCAGAAGGAGACAAGCGCUUCGAAAGGAGGACAAAUCUAACCAAUAAAGGGUUUUAAAGGGGAAUCUAUCGCUUAGGAUUGUGCUAUUCACUCUGCGAGAUGCGUCUCUCACGGAAACGCUGGACUAUUUGCACAAUAAGCAUCCUGGUGAUCUUCUACAAGACGAAAGAAAUAACUAGAAGUGAAGAACAUCAGGAAGCUCAAGUCACUGGUGAACUCGGCACUUCAAGACUUAUGGUCAAUAGUUCGGAGAAAAGCAGCAGGAGUGGUGUGCCUUCCUUUUUCCAACACUCGGUCGAAGGAUGGCGGGUCAAUUCGUCACUAGUUCUCAUGAUAAGGAAGGAUGUCCUGCGUUUCCUGGAUGCUGAGAGGGACGUUUCGGUUGUGAAGAGCAGUUUCAAACCAGGCGACACUAUCCACUACGUCCUCGACAGACGCCGGACGCUCAACGUCUCCCACACGCUUCACAGCCUGCUACCGGACGUCUCUCCACUCAAAAACAAGCGCUUCAGAACGUGCGCGGUUGUGGGCAAUUCCGGUGUGCUUCUCAACAGCGGAUGUGGCAAAGAAAUCGACAGCCAUGACUUUGUGAUACGCUGCAACCUGCCACCGCUGUCCGAGUUCGUCGAGGACGUUGGGCUGCGGUCCGACUUCACCACCAUGAACCCCUCUGUCAUCCAGAGGGCGUAUGGCGGCCUGAAGAAUGCCACGGACACGGAGAGGUUCGUCCAGCGCCUGCGGGGGCUCAACGACAGCGUUCUGUGGAUCCCGGCCUUCAUGGUGAAGGGAGGAGAGAGGCACGUGGAGAGUGUCAACGAGCUAAUCGUCAAGAGGAAGCUGAGGGUGAGGACAGCCUACCCGUCACUGAGGCUCAUCCACGUGGUGAGAGGGUACUGGCUGACUAACAAGAUCAAUAUCAAACGGCCCAGCACCGGAUUGUUGAUGUACACUUUGGCCACGCGCUUCUGCGACGAGAUUCACUUGUAUGGAUUCUGGCCCUUUCCGCGGGACGCAAAUGGAAAUAUGGUGAAGUACCAUUACUACGACAUGCUCAAGUAUCGAUACUUCUCCAACGCAAGCCCUCACAGGAUGCCACUUGAGUUCAAAACGCUGAAAAUGCUGCACAGCAAAGGAGCUCUGAAGUUGACGACUUCGAAGUGCGAAUCUUAAAGUGCUCUUCCUCGACAAGAGUGCCAGUUUGUGACAUACACUGACACUUUGUUUGCGUUGCUAGAAAGCACUCAAGGCUGUAAGACUGCUGAGUUGAUUAUGAAUAAUUGCAAAAGUAGUAAGUAAAAGUGAGCGUGCCUUAUUUUAAACUGACAAUGUAAAGGUACAAAACAAAGAAUGUAAUUGAAAAAUGAUUAGUCUAUCUAAAUGUCAGGUUUGGCAUUGUAAGCAUCAUGGCUGAGAAAUCAGGAAAUCAAUCCUUUGGAUGGAGCAUCAGAGACAACCAGAUUGAUUACAAUACCACGGAUUACUACAUUGGUCAUUAGAGUAGUUGUCUAGUAGACAAAGCACAAAGACCACUAAAAGCAGCAGUGGACGCGGUGUGUUAGCGAUCACCUGCUGGGUGUCGACCAAUGGUGGCGAUUCAACAUGCGGAAUCGUCAGAAAAUUACAGUCCAAGGGGAUAUUCUGGUCAGAGGCAAUAGGACGGCCCCCAGCAAACAUUAACCCCAUUGGCCCCAUGUGGGUAUUCGAUGGGCAAGCCCACGUCUGCCCGAAACGGGCUAGCCCACAACAAGUCCACAUCAGCUCAACACAGGCCAGCCCAGCGCAGGGCUUUCCCACACCAGCCCAACGCAGGACUAGCCCAUACCAGUCCACCUGAUCUUGGACACUGCCAAUGAGGAAGUUUUUAAAAUAAAAACUUAAAUGAGUGACAUGAGAAACUUGUGUUUCUGAUGUAAUGUAGCAAGGUCCCUAAAUACCUUUUUAAGGCUUGAAAAUUAUCAAAUGUAUGCAUUGAGUUGAAUUGUAAUAAAUAUUUAAAUUAUAGAAUAAACUGAUAAAUUGGCAUAGGACCAAUACCAUGAGCUCAUAAUGGGCAGCUGAUCCAAAGGGAAUGCUUAUUUCAGGCUAAGUGAGGGUUGCCUUCACCAGAUAUGGUCUGCCCGUAAUGGGCCACACUGGGCCAAUGCCUUGUAUGGGGCCAACAUUUUUGCCCACAUCAGGCCAAUGUGGGCAUGUUCGCUGGUUUCAACCGUUUUCGUCGUCAUGGUGUGUUUUGUCAGUAGGAAAAAGCAGAGAAUACAGGUUAUGCUCAGUAAAUUAGAUUUUGGGAUAUUUAACAUUUUUUUUUAAAGAAUGUGUCCAGGGAAGUUGAUUCCAAAGAUCCCAUGCCAAUUUAUUUGCCCUCACUACAAAACAAGGUUAUGUUCUUCACAGCUGAACUUUCUAGGAAUUAGAUGCCUCAGGGCAAAAUUAUUUUUAUAUUGGUCUAGAUGUCAGAUUAAUUUAUACAUUUUAAAUAUGUAUGCUGUUUCUAAGUGAUUCAUCUCAUGUUAUCUGAACACACCUUUUGUAAACUUGCAUGUUAAAGGGAAAUGGAAACGUACCUCGAGUUAGGCCUUUUUAGACAAUUGUUAUUCAUUUGAAUGCAUUAUUGGACUGUAUACAACAGGUGGGUCUAAUCCUGAAUGCUGAUUGAUUGAAACCGCAUUCCAGUCGGUGUCUUUUCCACAAAUUAUCACCGGCUAAAUCUAUGACGUUAAAAUGCCUAUUUAUUCUGUUCCAUCUGACUGCGCAAUCCACUGUCUCAUCAGCCCAGCCAGGCAAUUUAUAACCUUGAUCUCCACUAUAAAAAGCAUCUAGACAUUGUCUCACAUUUCUUGUAGACUAACAUUUCAUUUUCAACAAAGGCAAUUUGUAUAAACCUCGCUGUCUGUCUCUUCGACAUUUGCAACAUUGUUUCAGUAUUCAAAUUCGAUCUCCAGCUGUCCAAAAGUAAUGAACGUGUCGGGAGUCGGUUCAAGACAGACAGCCAGCGUUUCUCAGCCAGUCGAUAUCUUGAAUCAGCUGGCAUAAUUUUCAUGGAUUUAUAUACAAAGAAAUGUAAAUUGAAAAAAGGUCAAACGAAAGGAAGUGCAGCUAGUUUGCAGUCUUUCCAGCUUCUGUUUGAAGUGAUUGUGUUAGCUGUGUUGUUGGCUAGCUCCUCUGAACAACAGUGUCCUGACAAGUGAGCACAUUUUCUAUCCCAGGCAAAAUCGCACCUCAUUUGCUCAUUGUUAUGGAUGUAUCCAAAUAAUUGUCACUAGAAAACACUUAAACAAAUGCAAAUGAAGCUACUUUGUUGUUAUUCUGGCUGCACUUUUUAACGUGACUGUAUGUUAGCCGUAGUUGGCUAGCUAGCAAGCAAGGGAUAAGAACAUUACCAGCCAGUAUGGCAAUGGAACAUUUAGAACGAUUGUCCAUAGAUGGAGAACAAAAGACUGAACGACUGGGUCGCGUCUCUGGCAACCGAUAGAACGAACAACCAGCCGGCCUGGGUAGCAACCCCUAGAUUUGUGUCGGGGCUAUAUCUUGUAAAUGGAUGAAAUCAAUCAAAAUGAUGUUUUUAAUGAAAAUAUGUUAAAUCAUUAUUUAAAUAUGUUGGUAACCCGUUGUAUAAAAGUGAUAAUGCCCUCGAAACCGGUGUUUGGAGGAUAUAUUGAAGAAGUCUCGGGCAGCACCCGUGCCAAUAUAUCCUCCAAACACAGGCUUCUCUGACAUAAUCACGUAAGCAAAGUAUUGCACCUUGCGGUGUGGUGGAUUGUGAGGUUACAAAGCGGUGGCUGAGCCUCUACAGAGGACCCCCGGGGGAGUAUAAAUAGCCACUGACUGCUUCAUCUGAUCCAGUUCAUUAAACGUUACCAUUCCCCUUUAAACAGCUGAAUGUAAACACAGCCUAAUACCAUUGGAAUUAAUUGGUCUAUGUAGCCACUGCAAAUCUAAAAAUGUAUAAGAAAAAAAGCUGACAGGAAAGAUGUGGAGGUAUAGAAUUUUAUGUAAGCCUAUGAAUUAUUCAUUAGCAAUCAGAUCUUUCUGUGAUUGUUCUUAUUAACAGGAUUCAACAUCCGUCUGUUUCACUGUUGAAUCUCUUUCAUAUCUCACAGAAGUACCUCUUAGAUAUUUUAUAUAUUUGAACUGCUGCAUGCUCAUGCUAUCCUGUAGUAACUUCAACUUCCUAUAUUUACAUAAUGUCAAGACAACUGCCCUUUUCCAGUUUCUUUAAUAGGCUUGAAUGUAAAUGCAUUUAUCUCACAAUAUGGAUGAUGUCAUGCAACUGCUAACGAAUGUUCAAAAAGAUCUGCCUCGAGGAGACAUUGUAUGCUCAAGGAAUUCUUAAUUACAUUUUCUUUACAUACCAAUGUAAUUUUUAUUUUUUUUUUAAAAAAAAAAAAAAUUACUCUCAGUAUUAAGAAAGUCCAGUUGCUUACAGCUAAAAGAUUGUAUGUAUCUAAGGAAAAAAAGUCUGGGACUGUGUUCAUAAAUCUUCCCACAGAAGUCGUGCUAGUCUGGGACCAUGUCCUCUCUGUCCAUGUAAUGUUAUUCUGAUCUAAAAGGAAAAACUGAUCCUAGAUCAGCACUCCUACUCUGAGCUGCUUUAUGAAUAGAGGCCCUGGACACCAGUGGAGACUGGAGCCCAUCCUCCUAACUUCUCCUUCCACCAGCCUCCACUGUAAGACACCAACUUCUGGUAUAUGGUGGCAUAAAUGAUGUAAAAUGUCCAAAAACGUUGCUUUGUAAUGAAUAAUACUGAUGUAAUUGGGUAUGUGGCAGGUCAUUUGUAAAUGAACCACUGUCAAUGACAAUGACCUAGAUAUAUUAUGGAAAUGUACAUACAUGGUAACAUUGAAUAAGGAAAACAAUGAAUGUUAAUUAAUAUAUGGUAGGCUAACCAUUAUAACGAGACAUAAGGUUGAAUAACUUUCUUCAAUACUGCCACAAGCCUUUGAAAUGACUGAAAUUGUUAUGCCUCGUUUGCUUUGUUACACCAUGUGUCUGUUUUUGACUGUUCAUAACUCUGUAAUUUAUACAAUUCUUGUUUGAUGUUUAAUAUGUAACACCUGUAGUUUGAGUCAAUCCGAUCAGGUGCUGAAUGUCGUGGUAGAUUUUCAUCCUUUUUGGUCAAAUUUGAUACCAUUUUGUUGUACAGCUUCUUUUUUAUGUCAGUUUUCUAUGUUUGUGAAAAUGCGUUUUAGAAAAGUUAAUAAACUUGUAAAUUGAAGUAA
Oncorhynchus gorbuscha (pink salmon) is the source of this 5234-nucleotide messenger RNA. It is a transcript of the gene st8sia4, whose product is annotated as ST8 alpha-N-acetyl-neuraminide alpha-2,8-sialyltransferase 4. Gene Ontology annotation, biological process: oligosaccharide metabolic process; N-glycan processing. The transcript is spliced from 5 exons. The record is from RefSeq and is a predicted model, not a curated record. Lineage: Eukaryota; Metazoa; Chordata; Actinopteri; Salmoniformes; Salmonidae. Gene Ontology annotation, molecular function: alpha-N-acetylneuraminate alpha-2,8-sialyltransferase activity. The coding region runs from base 118 to 1188 and encodes 356 amino acids.